Molecule: messenger RNA, 180 nt
Organism: Trichoderma harzianum CBS 226.95
Lineage: Eukaryota; Fungi; Ascomycota; Sordariomycetes; Hypocreales; Hypocreaceae
Exons: 1
Molecular function (GO): protein binding
Source: RefSeq, a predicted model, not a curated record
CCGUUAUGGUGGUCAGUUCGAAAUAGCGACAUAUCUAUCGUGAAGCUGCUUCUAGAUGAGGAAGAUAUCGACGUUAACAUGAAGAACAAUUAUAAUCAGACUCCUCUCUGGUGGGCGGCGAGAAAUGGGGAUGUUGAAACUGUCAAGCUACUCCUCGCAAGAAAAGAAAUAGACGUCAAC